AUGUUCCAGUGUGACCAAUGCAACAAGACGUGUUCUAAUAAAAGUAAUUUGAUAAGACAUCUACAGCUGCAUCAAAGGGACACCUUUGAUUGUGAAUGUGGAGAUAAUUUCAACACCAAACAAGCAUUACUGGAACACAAGAAAAAACACCAGGAUGAUAGGCCAUAUAAUUGUACAGAAAAUGGCUGUACAAAGACUUUUGCCUCAGUCAGUGGACUAUGGAGUCAUAAGAGACGAGUUCACAGAAUGAGUAUUGAAGAUGGGAAAAAUAAGUGUGAAGUAUGUGAUAAAAUAUUUGGUCAGAAGGGUCAUCUACAAGACCAUAUGCUAACCCAUUACGAUGUAAAAGAAUUCCAGUGUGAUCUUUGUAAGAAGAAAUUUAAAUUUCAAAGAAAUGUUGCCAGACAUCGAAAAAAUUGCCUUAAAAAGAGAGGUAUGUUAUCAAAACAAUAG
Mytilus trossulus (common blue mussel) is the source of this 453-nucleotide messenger RNA. Its product is annotated as zinc finger protein 320-like. The transcript is spliced from 2 exons. Gene Ontology annotation, cellular component: chromosome. The record is from RefSeq and is a predicted model, not a curated record. Gene Ontology annotation, molecular function: chromatin insulator sequence binding. Lineage: Eukaryota; Metazoa; Mollusca; Bivalvia; Mytilida; Mytilidae. Gene Ontology annotation, biological process: regulation of transcription by RNA polymerase II. The coding region runs from base 1 to 453 and encodes 150 amino acids.